GGCCAGACAGCCCGGGGACACAGAGUUCCAUCUUUGGUCUUCUCUUCCUCAUCUACAUACUCCUCCUUGGCGGCAUCAUCUGCAGGCAUGGGGUCCACUUGAAUAUGUUAAAUAUCAGGAGAAGUGAUUGGCUUUACACUGAACUGUAUGUGACUGUCCUCACCUGAAGGUGUAGCGUUUGGAUGACUUGAAUUCGGCAACAUGCCAGCAGCAACAGUAGAUCACAGCCAAAGAAUAUGUGAAGUCUGGGCUUGUAACCUAGAUGAAGAGAUGAAGCGAAUACGUCAAGUUAUUCGGAAAUUCAACUAUGUUGCAAUGGAGGCAAUGGCUGGGUUAUAUGACACAGAAUUUCCAGGUGUUGUAGCACGACCGAUUGGCGAAUUCCGAAGCAAUGCAGAUUACCAGUAUCAACUAUUGCGUUGUAAUGUAGACUUACUGAAGAUUAUACAGUUGGGGCUGACAUUUGUGAAUGAACAGGGCGAGUAUCCUCCAGGAACGUCGACAUGGCAAUUCAACUUCAAAUUUAAUCUUACAGAAGAUAUGUAUGCUCAAGACUCUAUAGAGUUGCUUACAACUUCAGGGAUCCAGUUUAAGAAGCAUGAAGAAGAAGGCAUUGAAACCAUGUAUUUUGCAGAACUCCUUAUGACAUCUGGUGUAGUGUUGUGUGAAGGAGUCAAGUGGCUUUCAUUUCAUAGUGGUUAUGACUUUGGCUAUUUGAUCAAAAUACUCACCAAUUCCAAUUUACCAGAAGAAGAACCAGACUUCUUUGAGAUUCUACGCUUGUUCUUCCCUGUAAUUUAUGAUGUGAAGUACCUCAUGAAAAGUUGCAAAAAUCUUAAGGGUGGUUUGCAGGAAGUAGCUGAACAAUUGGAGUUGGAGCGAAUUGGGCCACAGCAUCAAGCAGGUUCAGACUCACUGUUAACAGGAAUGGCCUUUUUCAAAAUGCGAGAGAUGUUCUUUGAGGAUCACAUCGAUGAUGCCAAAUACUGUGGUCACCUGUAUGGUCUCGGCUCAGGCUCAUCAUAUGUACAAAAUGGGACAGGGAAUGCAUAUGAAGAAGAAGCCAAUAAGCACCAGCCUUGACCUGAAGUGAGGAGAUUAAUUUUUGGGCCACAUAAUACUGGAUCUGAUUUUUAUCUGUGUCUGAAUCACUCAGACAAUAAGGUUUAUCCCUGUUUCUGAAAGUUACCUGCCUUUUCCCUGUUCUUUCUGUUCACUACACUUGUGCCAAGAGCUUGCAGACAUUCUUGAUAAGAAAACACAAUGUAAGUAUAAUUCGACCAGUUCCGAUUUAGGAAACCUUAUGUUAGCGAAGAAAAUGGGAAGNAAAAAGCACCUGAUUGGAUUUUCACGCCGUUAUUUUUUUCCCUUUUUCUUAAAAAGUAUGCAAUAAAUAUCAACUGGUUAUUUACCAUUCCCAUUUAAUAUGUGGCGUUUAAAAUGAAAAGAACAGGAGUUUUAGCUAUUCAGGAUUGUGGACCAUCAAAUUUGCACUUUAGAGAGUGACUGGUUCCUCUAUUUUAUGUGAAUUUUUGCUGCUUCUUGUUCUCACAAGUGAGAUAAGAAGGCCCAGAAACUUGAACUACUUCACACCAUUGGGUUGCUGUUGGUGGAUUCUCCCUGCCCCUGGCUUCCUGUGACAGCAUCUCCACUUCUGGUUUGUGACGGCAAAUCAUAUUACCGACGCUCUUGUAUUUACUGCAGCUAAAGAAGAAGGCCUGUGAGUGUUGCCUUACAAUAUUCCAUUUUACAUCUUCUGGACAUGUAGACAGCUCUAACAUAUCAAAGUGCAGCUAGCUGAACCAAAACCAGCAUCACACACACAGCAUCUCUGUUACUAUGUCCAUUUAGUACAUUUAUUCUGAAUUGCAUUGCUGAAAUAAGAUUUGAAUGAGAUUAAUUAUAUCCUAAAAUUUAUAUUGAUCACAUCUCAGCACUGAUGUAAUUCGUGCUAUUCUGUGUAUGUGAUGCAAUCAUACUUAUGGUAAAAUAAGCUGUUGUAUUGAACUGAUAGAUGUUCUCUUUGAGAAUUUGGAAACUCCACUGUUUAUUAGAAAAACCAACAACCAUACGGAAGAUAUAGUUUCUUUCGUCUCAAUGGCAGUAGUUAAUCACAGCAGUGUGUGGGCAUUUUUCUUACUCCAAAAGUAGGCUUCCCUGGGCUUUAGCAAAAGAGGCAAUGUCUGACUUGCAAAGGUUUUUUUUAAGCUUCACAUGUUUUCCUUUCAUUAAAUCUUAUUGUUCAAAACCAACCUUUUUCUUACCUAAUAAUUGCAUUUUAACCAGUGUUUUUAUUGUUUUCUCCCCACUUUAAUGUCAUCCUCCUCUUAACUGCCCAGUGGGCAAACGGGCAUAGAUCCUUUCAAUCCAGUGGUAUUCCAUAGAUCGACUGGAGGGAGUCACGCAUUCACAAAUGAGGGAAGAAAACCUGAUGCUUUUUCCAUGAUGUCAUUGCACCCUAGUGGCCUAAUCUUGAACUGGCAAAAUGUAUCACCCUUUUACAUGGGUUAGAAUGCUGGUCUGUAAAUUCAAUCUUUGACCAUUGAUAGUGACAGAUACAUCUUAAUGUGGCUGAUUAACAGUGUGUUGCAGAGAUUGAUUGUAAUACUGGUUGGAAUGUAAUAGUAAGACUAUUGCACAAUUUGAUUCAUGAAAAUGCAUACUUUUGACACUUUAGUACAACUGUUUUAUUUAACAUUUUCCUCUGUAGCAUCAAAUUAAGUGAAAUUUUAAAAUCUUUGAAAAGGCAAAUUGCCNUUUUUUUCAGUAUUGCAAAUGCGCACAUAAGUUAUCCAGGAGCAGCAUUACAUAGGUGUGUUAAUUGAGCGUGAUGCUGGUUUUGAUGCAGCAUGACUUGCUAUGCAACCCCUUUAGUAUAUUGUAUAUUGGCUGGAAACACAAUGUAAUAUAUUGUCAAGUCCAAUGCAGUGUAUUCUGCAUGCCUUUAGAGCAACUGUGCUGGAAAACUUUUAGCUGAUACUUGCCUGAAACCAUCAAAUGCAUGUUGCAGAAUGUCGGUCCUUAUUAGAUUCAAAAGAGUUUGUAACAGGUCAAAAAUCUCCAGACCGUGUGACUAUAAUGUAAUUAACGUGUUCUGUUCUUUCAUUAAGUUACAGCACUGUAACUUGAUGGUCUUUUUUUAAAAAAAAUUAUGUGAAAAACAAGGUAUUAUUUGUUUUUAAACCUUUUUGUAAAUAAAGGCUUCAGAUUUGUUUCUUACA
Callorhinchus milii (elephant shark) is the source of this 3221-nucleotide messenger RNA. It is a transcript of the gene cnot7, whose product is annotated as CCR4-NOT transcription complex, subunit 7. Gene Ontology annotation, cellular component: CCR4-NOT complex; P-body; CCR4-NOT core complex. Gene Ontology annotation, molecular function: poly(A)-specific ribonuclease activity; nucleic acid binding. The transcript is spliced from 9 exons. The coding region runs from base 202 to 1083 and encodes 293 amino acids. The record is from RefSeq and is a predicted model, not a curated record. Lineage: Eukaryota; Metazoa; Chordata; Chondrichthyes; Chimaeriformes; Callorhinchidae.